Molecule: messenger RNA, 825 nt
Organism: Phyllopteryx taeniolatus (common seadragon)
Lineage: Eukaryota; Metazoa; Chordata; Actinopteri; Syngnathiformes; Syngnathidae
Exons: 4
Coding region: 489-692 (67 amino acids)
Biological process (GO): intrinsic apoptotic signaling pathway in response to DNA damage; regulation of gene expression
Molecular function (GO): zinc ion binding
Source: RefSeq, a predicted model, not a curated record
GGAGAUGGACUAUGUACGAAAAUAAAGCCUUUAGACUCCAAAAGGGACUUCCAUCCCUCCAUUUUUUUAACACUUAUGCUGUUCAGGGUUGCUGGUGAGCUAGAGCCUAUCCCAGCUGACUUUGGGAGAGAGGCGGGUACACUCCGGACUGGUCAUCAAACAAUUACAGGCCAAGAGACUAGCUUUUUCACAAUUUGAAGAAAAAAUUAACGUCAUUGUCCAAAUACUUCUGCCCUUUAUAUGAAAAAUACAUUAACAAUGUUGACUGUCUGUUCUCUAUUUUCUUUACUUUUUUCCCCGUAAAUCUCACAGUUCUCUUUUCCUGUUACGUUUCACUAACCACAUCCUGGCUGCGGUUUCCGACGGUAUACUGGCAACUGCUGUUUUCUCAAGUGAACACGCACAUAUGUCGCCCUUUGGCAGACCAUAUUCUUUCAUUCUCAUUACACCAACCACAUACACUAGACAAUUAAUGAUUACACACAGUCAUGGUAAGUUACUGUCCAAUCUGUGGGAAGCCUGUCUAUUUUGGUGAGAAGAAGAGGUCUUUAGGAAGAGAUUAUCAUCCACUCUGUCUGAAAUGUCAAAAAUGUAGAAGGCAGCUCACAGCUGGACAACAUGCUGAGUAUGAUGAGAAGCCAUAUUGUUCAUACUGCUACAUGAAGAUGUUUGGUCCAAGAGGUAACAGGUGAGGAGCAGAAAUAGUCUGAACUCAACUGGACUGAGUGAACUGAUUUACCAUUAUUGACUGACAAGGAGAGGAGAGAAAAUAAGAAUGAUGUACUAAACUGUAUCAAUGUAUUCAAUUUAAAGGCUGAAAAAAUA